AUAUAAGGACGUGGUUGUUCCGGUGAAAAGUGGAUUUGCUGCCUCAAGACAGGCCAUUUCUGAGUUGAAUUAACCAUGUUUUAAAUAGUCAGUGUACAUAUUUUUUAAUCUAAGUAUGAUUUUACUCUAUAAUACAACGAGAGUAGUGUGUUUUUCUUGUAAAAACCUGCUGCUUUAACGCCUGCUCCUGCUGCUCGGCUCUCCAUCGACUGAAGAAACAAUGCAGGCCUAGCUACCGUUGAAGCUAGCUAGCAGGAAGCUAAUCGGAUAACGUUGCUUCAGCAGACUGCAGUGGGAUUUAAACCCCCGGACGAACCCGUUUACGAAGCUGUAACCACAUCCAAUCCGCUAUGAGCUCCCAGCUGCAGGUCUUCUCCCCCCCCUCCAUCUCCUCCAGUGCCUUUUGUCGUGUCAAGAAGCUGAAGGUGGAGAGCAAUGUUUGGGACGUGUCCACUACAGAGGCGUACGGCUCCAUAGCGGGCCAGGCAGCGUACGCUUUUACCCCCGCCAUGGCUGUACCACCUUUUGCGCCAUCCCUGGUCUUCCCCCCUGCAGCACCCGGUUCGAGAGGCCAAGUGGUGGUGCGGGCAGCUGACAGCACCGGUAGUCUUCCUCGUGGAUCCAGCCGGCGAGUCACAGAACAGGCGACCUCGUCCUCCUACACGCACACCGAGACGUCCUCUGAAGCUAGGAGCCACAGGCACGGGCAGAAGAGAAAGGUCGAGGAGGCUAAUGAAGGCAGUGGGAGUGGAUGUGGCAGUGUGCAAAUAUUAGAGGAGCUCUCGGCUCCUGCUGCAACUUACUCCACCCGCACUGGCGGGGGAGGAGGGGGAACAGGCCAGUCAAUACCCCACUCUGCUCCAACUACAAAGAGCAGCAGCUCCAAUGGUGAAGGCGACUAUCAGUUGGUGCAGCACGAGAUCCUCUGCUCCGUGUCCUGCAGCUACGAAGUGCUGGAGUUUCUGGGAAGAGGCACGUUUGGACAAGUCGCCAAAUGCUGGAAGAGGGGUACAAAUGAGAUUGUGGCUAUAAAGAUCCUGAAGAACCAUCCUUCCUAUGCUCGCCAGGGGCAGAUCGAGGUGGGCAUCCUGAACCGGCUGAGUGCUGAGAACGCAGACGAGUACAACUUUGUGCGUUCAUAUGAAUGCUUCCAACACAAAGGUCACACCUGCCUGGUGUUUGAGAUGCUGGAACAGAACCUGUACGACUUUCUCAAGCACAGCAAGUUCAGCCCGCUCCCCCUGCGCCACAUCAGACCCAUUCUCCAGCAGGUGGCCACAGCGCUGAUGAAACUGAAAAGCCUGGGUCUGAUUCACGCAGAUCUGAAGCCUGAGAACAUCAUGCUGGUUGACCCCCUCCGACAGCCUUACAGGGUGAAGGUCAUUGACUUUGGCUCAGCUAGUCACGUGUCCAAAGCUGUCUGUUCCACCUACUUACAGUCUCGCUACUACAGGGCUCCAGAGAUCAUUUUGGGUCUGCCAUUCUGUGAGGCCAUCGACAUGUGGUCUUUAGGCUGUGUGAUUGCUGAGCUGUUUCUGGGUUGGCCUCUCUACCCUGGAGCCUCUGAGUACGACCAGAUCCGUUACAUUUCUCAAACUCAAGGCCUGCCGGCUGAGUAUUUGCUGAGUGCUGGCACCAAGACCAGUCGUUUCUUCAAUCGAGGCCCUGAUUCUAGCUACCCGCUCUGGAGGCUUAAGACCCCUUCUGAGCAUGAAAUGGAGAUGGGCAUCAAGUCCAAGGAGGCCAGGAAGUACAUCUUCAACUGUCUGGAUGACAUGAUGCAGGUCAAUCUGUCUUCUCAUCUGGAAGGAACAGACAUGUUGGCUGAGAAAGCCGACAGACGAGAGUUUAUAGACCUGUUGAAGCGGAUGCUGCGCCUGGAUGCUGACAAAAGGAUCACACCUACAAAGACUCUGGGUCACCCCUUUGUCACAAUGAGCCACCUCAUGGAUUAUCCCCACAGCUCCCAUGUGAAGUCCUGUUUCCAGAACAUGGAGAUCUGCAAGCGCCGGAGCUCCUAUGAUAACAACAAAUCCCUGUACUCCACUAAUGCAGUCCCCAGCGCUGCUGCGGGAAACCUCACCGUUACCUUUAGUAGCCAACUCAACCAGCAUAACCAGGUGCCUUCUGCGGGGGGAGCGGUGCCUUUGCUAAAUUACCAGCCAGCUCUGUACCAGCAGGCGACCAUCAACAUUCCCGGGCUGACUCAACAGAGUGUCCCAAUCCCAACACGUCCUGCCGGGCUGUGUAGUCAGACAGAACCCUUCCAGCAGACUCUCAUUGUCUGCCCUCCCUCCACUAUUCAAGGGCUACAGCCAUCUAGUAAGAGUUCCAGUUUCCCUGUGAGGAUGGAGAACUCUGUACCAAUAGUACCUCAGAACCAGACUGCUCAGUCGCUGCAGAUUCAGCCAAGUUUGCUCACACAGGGUUCCUGCACACCCCUGAUGGUUGCCACCCUGCACCCACCCUCAGCAGGCCUAGCCCCCCAGUACUCUCUGCCCCUUGGGCUGGGUAGCGGGGUGGGUCGGCCCACCCUCCUGGAGCACACAGCCACAGUGCUGGCCUGGCCUACUGGCACUCAACAGAUCCUCAUCCCAUCAUCAUGGCAGCAGGUUCCAGGUGUGGCCAUCCACAGCUCCACCCAUCAGUCCACUGUGGCUGAAUCACCAAUGGGAACACUGGAUGCAACCACGCAGCAGGGACACAGCUGGAGAAGCUCAACCCAAGCCAGGAGCCAGCAGGAGAGGAAGAAAGUGAAAGCCAGACGCUCAGAAAACAGAAACAGGGGUAUAUCUACUGCAUCACUAGUCGGCAACAACGGUGUGACUCCGCCCAGCUCCAGUGCUGUGCUAUCCCAGCCAAUCAUCAUCUCUGACACGCCCAGCCCGGCUGUCAGCAUCAUCACCAUUCACAGCGACACCGACACUGAGGAUGAGCGCAAGUUCCAUCCUGCAAGCAUUGGUCUGAGCCAGCGGACUAACGUCAUCAGCUGUGUGACCGUGCACGACUCGGACUCGUCCACAGCCAGUCCCAUGACUCCUCUGCCCCGCACUCUGAACCCAGCUGCCACCGUGUCGUCCCGCCAGGCAAAGUCUCUGGCAGUGGUGGCACCUUCAGUCAAAACCCAGGGUUCAGAAAGAGGAGUGGCUUCACGUGGACGCGUUGACACUGUGAACUACAUGAAGCCUAAGAGGUCAUCCAACAGACACCCCUGCAGCUCAGGGGAGAGCAUGGAGCGUCAUGGACUGGUACCCAGCCAGUCACACCCCUUGAACCUCAGUCAGGUUCAGCCAGUGGUCUCUUCAUCUCAGGAGCGCUCUCACAGCGACUCGUCUUUGCGUCGCCAGCAGACGUUCCCUCCUGCAGUCACCGCCUCUCACUACAACUUCCCAGAGGUGUCGACCCUGGCCUCGGCCUCAGCCCCGGGCCCCAGCCUUUACACCUUCCCUGCCUCCACCGCCCUCUCCUCGGCCUCUCAGGCCAUGGAGCAGCUGCUGGGCCGCGCUCACGGCAGCCACGGCCACUCCCCCUCUGCCUAUGCAGCAACAUACACCUCAUCCUCCUCCAGGAGGGACUCGGCCAGCCGGAAGGACUCUGUCAGCACCCUGCUGCACGGCCUCCCCGCUGCCUACCAGCAUCAGUUUGCCACUGGUUCCCCUUACAUCAGUGUGACGCCGCGGGCUGAGGCGUACAGUGCCUACCAGCUCAGCCCUCGGCGCCUCACACAGUACCCGUAUCUAUAGGUGUCUGAGCAUAGAGAGAAACACCCAUACCACCCACCACAAAGGGACAUUUUAACUAUGUUUGUAGUAGAGUAACUGUUGGUCACUUAUAUGUUUGCUGCUUUUGACUCUGAGGCGGCGUCUCACCUCCAACUCACUCACAUGCUCUUUGAAUUGUUUUUAGUGAUUUUCCAUCGUUCUUUGAUUUUAUUUGAUAUCAUAACAGUUCUUUUUCCUUUUAAGAAUAUCGUCUAUAAACCACAUGUUCUCCCUGUAUUACCCAGUACAAUCAAGGCAUUGUGGUAAUUGUAUUUUCUCCUGUUUAUCUUGAGGUUUUGUGCAGAGAGAGAUAAUCCUCCUGUCACAAACAGCUUCGACACUUUAGGCAAACUUUUAGACACCAGACUCACAAUGCUAGUGAAGGGCAAAAUGAGCUUUUUCUGAGUCUUGUUACAGAGUUUUCACACUAACCCAAUGAGGCCCUGUGUUUUUAGCUUACAUAAUAAUGACUGUACCUUUUAGCCACAAUUAUGUUUACUUACAAAUAUGUCUUUUACUAUGUUUAAAUUAUGUUCGGUCAGUGUGAGGUAGGAAGAGGAAGGUCCAUGACGAUGAAGAGAGGCGUGGCAAAAAAAACUGUGAUGGAUACAUGUUAAUUUAAGUGCACAUGUGAUAGUCUGUUAAUGUAGUGACAGUGUUUAGGCAGGAUUCAUCAUGUCCUUAUGCAAUAGAAACUGCAUCAACUGCGUGCUGAAUGUAUUUAUGAAGUACAGAGGAGUGGAAUCACCAUCAGGACGAGUGAUGUGAAAAGCUUUUAUUUAAAAAGGUGAAAGGAACAAUAAAUCAUCAACCCUGCUUUCUCUCCUUAAAACAAAGGACAAAAAAAAACUCUUUAAAGUUGAUGGAAAACUGUCCUUCAUGUGUGAAUCCUGAGUGUGUAGGACCUGCUAAUUAUUACCAUGAAUAUACGGCCAGUUUGUAACGUUCACAUUGUUUCAUCUGCACACACUUUUUGGCAAUGCUAUCAGUUGUAUCCCAGAUGUUCAACCAGUGAUGGAAAUAGGUGACUGUGAUCUUUCCUCAAACAUGUAUCACAUUUAUUCAAACGACUUAUGCUUUUCCCCAAAUGUUCAGAAGAAAUGAAAUGAAAUGUCUUCUUUUCCACUUGUGGAUACCGAAAGCUUAAACACAAAAUUGCCCCCCUGUAAGUGUUGUGUUGAUUUAAGACAGACCAGCACUGUGUCCUGCCACCAUCCUCACUGCAAGGUGAAUCUAAAGAUGGUUUCUGUGGGUUAUGAAAGCUUUUUUCACUAAAUCCUUCCCUAUUGUGUUUGAAUCCAUUUUGUGUUGUAUGUAUUGUCUGUAUAUUUAACUGUAUUUCAUCUUAACAUAGUAUAGUUAAGAGGCUAUUUGGUAGAACUAAUUCAGGGAAAAAAAAGGUUUCAACUCGAAUAAUCCACUGUCACUGUUUCCAAUAAAAUAACCACAAACUCAC
Messenger RNA from Notolabrus celidotus (New Zealand spotty), 5217 nucleotides. Its product is annotated as homeodomain-interacting protein kinase 1. Gene Ontology annotation, biological process: peptidyl-serine phosphorylation; peptidyl-threonine phosphorylation; intrinsic apoptotic signaling pathway in response to DNA damage by p53 class mediator. The record is from RefSeq and is a predicted model, not a curated record. Lineage: Eukaryota; Metazoa; Chordata; Actinopteri; Labriformes; Labridae. The coding region runs from base 351 to 3743 and encodes 1130 amino acids. Gene Ontology annotation, molecular function: ATP binding; protein tyrosine kinase activity; protein serine/threonine kinase activity. The transcript has 18 exons. Gene Ontology annotation, cellular component: nucleus; PML body; cytoplasm.